AUGGACGGGAAACUAAUUCCAAACGGCGUUAAAGCCGGCGAUAAAGUCUUGCUCCCGGAGUUUGGCGGUCAAGCCGUCAAGCUCGACGAAGGCCCGCAAAAGAAAGAGUUCCUCUUAUACCGAGACGAAGAGAUCCUCGGGAUAUUACAGGAUUAA
Molecule: messenger RNA, 156 nt
Organism: Bathycoccus prasinos
Lineage: Eukaryota; Viridiplantae; Chlorophyta; Mamiellophyceae; Mamiellales; Bathycoccaceae
Exons: 2
Coding region: 1-156 (51 amino acids)
Biological process (GO): protein folding
Molecular function (GO): protein folding chaperone; ATP binding
Source: RefSeq, a predicted model, not a curated record